Messenger RNA from Rhagoletis zephyria (snowberry fruit fly), 840 nucleotides. The record is from RefSeq and is a predicted model, not a curated record. NCBI's taxonomy places the organism in Eukaryota, Metazoa, Arthropoda, Insecta, Diptera, Tephritidae.
AUGUCUCAGCAUCGUCGUUCGUCUGAUUUCACAAAGUUCCGUGAAUUGUUUGAAAACAGCAAACGCAUCGUAGCUUUAACGGGAGCAGGAGUCAGCGCUGAAUGUGGGGUGCCAACCUUCCGCGGACCGGGAGGCUUCUGGAGAGCCUAUCAGGCGACAUCUUUGGCAACACCGCAAGCCUUUGCCGCUGAUCCCUCACUGGUUUGGCAGUUUUAUGAGUACCGAAGACAACUGGUCGCAACAAAACUUCCGAAUAACGCACAUAAAACAUUAGCAUACAUUGAAAGACAAUUUGAAGGCAGUGAUCGUAAGCUCUCAAUUGUAACUCAAAAUGUUGAUGAACUUCAUCGACGAGCUGGCUCAAAAAACGUUCUUGAAAUUCAUGGAAGGUUAUUCCAAAUUCGCUGCACAAAAUGUCAUACUGUAGAAGACAAUACUGAUAAUCCAAUUGUACCGGCACUGGCAAAUGUUUCUCCAAUCGACAAUGACGAGACAAAAAACAAGAAAAUAAAAAUUGAAGAUUUACCUCAUUGCAAAGUUCCCAGUUGUAAAGCUCUGCAACGACCUCACAUAGUCUGGUUUAACGAGUCGUUAGAUCCUCAAGUUUUAGAAGAAGCCGAUCGAUUGCUCAGCGAGUGCGAUAUGCUACUCGUGAUUGGAACUUCCUCGAUCGUUUAUCCUGCAGCCAUGUUUGCACCUCAAGUUGCUGCUCGUGGCGUCACUGUUGCUGAAUUUAACCUUGAACCAACAUCAGCUAGUAGAACAAACGGGUACUUUUUUGAAGGUCCAUGCGGACAAACCUUGCCGCGAGCACUAGGCGUCGAUGAAAACAAAUUAUAA